Messenger RNA from Erythranthe guttata (spotted monkey flower), 1237 nucleotides. Its product is annotated as nucleic acid binding / methyltransferase. Lineage: Eukaryota; Viridiplantae; Streptophyta; Magnoliopsida; Lamiales; Phrymaceae. The record is from RefSeq and is a predicted model, not a curated record. Gene Ontology annotation, biological process: methylation. Gene Ontology annotation, molecular function: protein-lysine N-methyltransferase activity; nucleic acid binding.
UGUACUAGUUUAUUACCCUUUCUUUUUAUAUAUUUUCUGACUAAUUUAAAUCACAAUUCUUACACCAAAAACACUGCGGAAAAACCUGGGUAGACCUCUUACAACAAUCCCCGCCUCCACGGAAAAUGACGUCGGCGGAAGGGAAUCUCGGAGAAGAACUCGAACUUCACCGGAAGGAAACCGUAGUUGUUACGGAGGAAGACGAUGGGGACGAUCUUCCAGCACUGAGCUCUCAUGCGCUGGAUGCGCUUAAAGAGUUCCUUGCCGAACAGAAUCGGGAAGUUGCCGCCGCGGACGGCGCGGAGGAGGUGUCCCUGGUGGCUGAAGACUGGCGGCUCAGCCAGUUCUGGUACGAUCGCGAAACAGCCGAAACCAUCGCUGCUGAGGUCGCCACUCUCUGCGAGACGCUCGCUUCUCCUCGCGUCUCGUGCAUUGCUUGUCCUACUCUUUAUGCCUAUCUCAAGAGAAGUGCUCCGCAAGUGCCAGCUCAGCUUCUCGAGUACGAUAAAAGGUUCGAGCAAUAUGGGACCGAGUUCACUUUCUAUGAUUACAACCAUCCGGAGGACCUUCCAUCGUCUUUGAAGCAUUCAUUUCCAAUCGUAGUUGCAGAUCCUCCUUACUUGAGCAAGGAGUGCUUGGAGAAAGUUGCUGAAGCAAUUAGAUUUCUUUCUAUACCUGGAGAAUCUUACGUAUUAUUACUCACAGGUGAGGUGCAAAAGGAUUUGGCUGCAGAAGUUUUAGGUUUACACCCAUGUGGUUUUAGACCUCAGCACACGAGCAAACUUGGGAACGAGUUUCGGCUUUUUACCAGCUAUGACCCUGGGACAAGGCUCAGUGGGUGGCAGAAAGAAUUAUAGCUGCCUAGCCUAUUUAUUUCUCCAGUGGUGAGAUUAUUUGAUGCUGGGAGUUUGAUCAAUCUAUCGAUAAUUUUAUGAUUCUUUGUUAUUGGGGGAAUGACAACGGUCAAGAAUUAAAGCUGUACUUUUUCCGUCUCUUGUUCUCCAUGAGAACUUACAAUGCCGAGGAAGUAUUUUGGUUGUAUUUUUCUGAAUUUUGUAGUGUCGUAUAGUAGCUUGUUUGAUGCGACAUUGUCCACCAUGAGAUUCAUAAAAAUUGUUGACGAUUCCGUAAAACUCUGGUGGAUGUCGAAAAAACAGGUUUGUUGUAAGAGAAAUUACAUAAAAAUAUGUGAAUCUAAAUCACGUCCCCGGUUUUAUUUGUUGUAUUUGCAACCGAA